AUGAAUGGAACUCCAAUGGAUUUGGGACAGUAUCGUCCAGCUACGGUUGCCUGCUGCCAUUGUGGCUGCCCAAUGGAUGGAACCACUGGUUUGGUUACUUGCGUAGACUGCCUGAAACUAACUGCCAAUAUCGCCAAAGAUGUGCCCCGAGAAGCCAAUGUGCAGUUUUGCCGUAAUUGUGAGCGCUUCUUGAUGCCACCUCAGACCUGGCUCGCCUGCCAGCCUGAAUCUAGAGAACUGCUUGCCCUGCUGCUUCGUCGGUUACCUGGACUGAACAAAGUCCGCCUGGUGGAUGCUGGAUUCGUUUGGACAGAACCCCAUUCACGUCGUAUUCGCAUCAAGGUGGCUGUGCAAGGCGAGGCUGCUGCUGGAGUUAUUUUGCAAGAGGCCUUUGAGGUUGAGUAUGUUGUUAUUGCCACACAAUGUCCUGAUUGCGCUAAAUCAUUCACCGUUCACACCUGGAGAGCUGCUGUGCAGCUGCGUCAAAAAGUUCAGCAUAAGCGUACAUUCUUCUAUCUUGAGCAGUUGAUCCUCAAGCACCAGGCUCACAACGAUUGUGUUUCCAUUAAAGAGAGCCGUGAUGGUAUCGACUUUUUCUUCGCUCACCCCAACCACGCGAUAAAAUUCAUUGAUUUCCUCAAUACAGUGGCCCCUAUCAAGUCGAAACGUUCUGAACAGCUUAUUUCGCAUGAUACACACUCAGGAUCGAGUCAGUUCAAGUUCACUCACUCGGUUGAGAUUGCUCCUAUUUGUCGUGACGAUCUUGUUAUUCUGCCCAAAUCUUUGGCAGGGAAAAUGAGUCAAAUCUCAAGGGUUGUUCUGUGCAGUCGUGUGAGUAGCUCGAUCAAAUUCCUCGAUUUCAACACUCUACAGACAGCAGACCUGCCUGCCAAUGUUUUCUGGCGCGAGCCCUUCAGUUCUUUGGCGUCGUACCAGGAUCUUGUUGAAUUUAUUGUUCUCGAUAAUGAGCCUCUUGGACCCAUUCACGGACGCAAUGUUUUGAGUGAUAUUACCGUUGCCCGUGCUUCAGAUAUGGGCCAAUCGUUCGUGGUAAGGUCCCAAAUGGGCGCCAUUCUCCACCCAGGCGACUCUGUCCUCGGCUAUUAUUUAAUUAACUGCAAUUUCAACUCCGACGAGUGGGAUAGUUUGGCUGCUGGAGAAUGCCCAGACAUCGUUCUUGUCAAGAAGAUUUAUCCCAAUCGCCGCAAGAACCGUAACUGGAAGCUUCGUCGCAUGGCCAAGGAACACAAUGAAAUGGAUGCGGAGACAGCUAACAAAGUGGAGAAUGACUAUGAAAUGUUCUUGCGUGAGCUUGAGGAAGAUGUGGAACUCCGCAACACUAUCAAUCUUUACAAAGACCCACAGGCAAGCCAAGUGCCGCAAGACGCUGAGUACGAUGGUCCGCAGAUCGAUGUGUCGGAGUUAUUAGAUGAUCUCGAGGAUCUGUCUUUGAACUAA
Wickerhamiella sorbophila is the source of this 1458-nucleotide messenger RNA. RefSeq names its product 60S ribosomal export protein NMD3. Gene Ontology annotation, molecular function: ribosomal large subunit binding. Lineage: Eukaryota; Fungi; Ascomycota; Dipodascomycetes; Dipodascales; Trichomonascaceae. The transcript has a single exon. Bases 1 to 1458 code for a protein of 485 amino acids. Gene Ontology annotation, cellular component: nucleus; cytoplasm. The record is from RefSeq and is a predicted model, not a curated record. Gene Ontology annotation, biological process: ribosomal large subunit export from nucleus.